This is a messenger RNA of Cottoperca gobio, 826 nucleotides long. It is a transcript of the gene churc1, whose product is annotated as churchill domain containing 1. Gene Ontology annotation, biological process: positive regulation of DNA-templated transcription; multicellular organism development; fibroblast growth factor receptor signaling pathway. NCBI's taxonomy places the organism in Eukaryota, Metazoa, Chordata, Actinopteri, Perciformes, Bovichtidae. The record is from RefSeq and is a predicted model, not a curated record. Gene Ontology annotation, molecular function: zinc ion binding.
UUCUCAUCAGAUCUACAAAAUAUGGGAUAAGGCAAAUUUGAGGCUUUUGCAACGACGCUCGUGAGGGUACAUUUACAGCUCUAUGAACUGCGGGGACCGCCGUUCCGUGCGGAAGAGGAGUAUUAGCGCCCUAAAAAAGAGAAAAUAAAAGCUGUGUGUUAGCUGUUUACAGUGUUUAUCGCCAUCUGACUUUAUAAAAAUAACUUUUUAAAGUUAAAAUGUGCAACGGCUGUGUGCAAAAGGAAUACCCGGACCGGGGGAACACUUGUCUGGAGAAUGGCUCUUACCUGAUGAACUACCUGUGCUGCGCCAGCUGCCAUCAGAGGGACUUUGUGCUGAUCAGCAAUAAAGCCACCGAGGAUGAUGAUGGAGAGGAGAUCGUCACAUAUGACCAUGUUUGCAAAAAUUGUGACCAUGUCAUCGCCAGGCAUGAAUACACUUUCUCCGUUGUUGAUGAAUACCAGGAGUACACUAUGCUCUGCAUGCUGUGUGGAAAGGCAGAGGACUCCAUCAGUGUGUUACCAGAUGACCCCAGACAGUCUGCACCUCUCUUCUAGACCUCAAACCUGCAGGUCAUGAUUCACUUUGUCACCACCACGGACGUGUUGCUGGCUGACGUCUUCGGGGUUCCAACCCUUUUUAUAAUACAUUCAAAAUUUGAUGCAUGUCUUUAAUUAACACCAUAUUUUAAGUCCUUGCCUGUUUAUAAACUACUGUGUGUUGAUAUCAGUUGAACAGGACAUAUAACGUUUUAUAAUCCUCAAUGACAACAAAUAUUCUGUAUGUGAAUUGACGAUGUACUGUAAAUAAACAGUUUUUACCUGCA